GGAUUAGGCAGGAAUCUUGAUCAUAUCCCCUUACACCACUCGUUAUUUCCCAUCAUCCAUUCGCCUCAGCUUGGGCUGGGGCCACCACAGAAACCAAGCUCUUCCCUCCAUCCACAUAACGAUGCUCACUUCUUCCCACAAACUCCUAUGGCCACCGCUUCCCCUUCCUCCUCUCCUCCCCCUUAAUGUCAUCUCUUCUUUCUUGGUGCUCCUCUGCUCAUCCCUGUCUUUUGCUUCUGCCACUCCAUGUCUCAAUCUUCUCCUUUCUUCUCCAUUGCCCGAGUACACACUGGAGCAGCAGGGCAAGCUGCAGCUGUCACUCUCCUGCUCCGUCACCCUGUUGCUCAGCUGCCACUCAGCAUUCAUGGUCCGCGGUAUUUCUGUUUGGCUAAAGCCUCACCUGCCAAGACACUGAGCUUGCAGCUGGGCCUUCCGCGUGCCACACUAUCCUCCUUUGCCGGCGCUGAUGAUGGCUCCAGUGCGAAAGCCAAUGCCGCAGAGGCUGAGGAGCAGAAUGGGGAAUGCGAGCUGUCAGAGAUGGCCAAGGCGUUCAAUAUUUCUCCACGGAUGGCAAUGUCGAUCUCUGUGAUGAUUGCAUUUGUGGCCCUCACCAUGCCGCUGGUGAUGCGCUCACUGGUCUGUCAUGGGACGUUCAAAAUGAGCGCACUGGCAUAUCUUACACUGCUGUCAGGGUUCUACAUGGCAUGGAACAUUGGGGCAAAUGAUGUGGCAAAUGCCAUGGGGACGUCAGUAGGAUCCGGAGCCUUGACACUCCGCCAGGCAGUACUCACUGCGGCAGUGCUCGAGUUCUCCGGUGCAUUCCUUAUGGGCACCCAUGUCACCAGCACCAUGCAGAAGGGCAUCCUGGUAACAUCAGUCUUCCAAGGGAAGGACUCUCUGCUCUUCGCUGGACUGUUGUCCUCCCUCGCCGCUGCUGGCACAUGGCUGCAGGUAAUGGGUCAUCAACCUUUUGAGCCCUGCUAUAUCGUGCCAGUCAGGUCAUGCAGUCUCGUGGUGCCUGUUGCUUCGUCAUAUGGUUGGCCUGUUUCAACUACACAUUGUAUAGUUGGGGCCAUGGUUGGCUUUGGGCUAGUGUUUGGAGGAGUGAAUGCAGUUUUUUGGAGCUCCUUGGCUAGAGUAUCUUCAUCCUGGGUCAUUUCUCCUUUGAUGGGUGCAGCAGUCUCAUUUCUUGUUUACAAGUGCAUACGUAGGUUUGUAUACAGUGCACCAAAUCCAGGCCAGGCUGCAGCUGCUGCAGCACCAAUUGCAGUUUUUACAGGUAUCACUGCAAUCUCAUUUGCUGCUCUUCCUCUCAGUAAGAUCUUUUCCAUUGCUCUCCUGCAAGCAGUAUCCUACGGGGCAAUUGGAGCCAUCAUUGUUAGUCGGGUGAUCCAAAACCAGCUAGGUGGGCUACUGUCUUCGGAAGCAGAAAAGAUAGCAUCUGCUGGGAAGACAAAUGCCCAGCAAGUUGGAUUUCUUUCGGACGUUGCUGGCCCCACAGGAGCUCAAUUGCAGAUCGUGUAUGGUGUAUUUGGUUACAUGCAAGUCUUGUCAGCAUGCUUCAUGUCAUUUGCUCAUGGUGGCAAUGACGUCUCCAAUGCCAUAGGGCCCCUGGCUGCAGCUUUGUCUAUUCUUCAAGGCAUGGCAAGCAGUGCUGAGAUAGUCAUACCUACUGAAGUUCUUGUUUGGGGUGGUUUUGGAAUUGUUGCAGGGCUCACAAUGUGGGGUUAUAGGGUGAUAGCAACAAUUGGGAAGAAAAUCACAGAACUAACACCAACUAGGGGCUUUGCGGCAGAGUUUGCAGCAGCUUCAGUGGUCUUGUUUGCGUCAAAGCUUGGGUUGCCAAUAUCAGCUACACAUACACUUGUUGGGGCAGUGAUGGGUGUUGGAUUUGCAAGAGGGCUCAACAGAGUCAGAGCAGAGACAGUUCGUGAAAUUGUGGCCUCCUGGUUGGUCACAAUUCCAGUUGGUGCUAUGCUCUCUAUCUUCUAUACAUUGAUCUUGACCAGGAUUCUGGGGUACUUUAUGUGAAUGGAUUGUGAAAUAUAAGAAAUUUUAAGUGGUACAGCCCAUUAUCACUUAAAAAAUUUUGAUCAGCGGAAAAGUUUUUUUUGCAAGUGAAGAGCUGAUUCCAAAAGUUUCCAACAGAACUUUACAAGAUUUGCCAAGAGUAAAUAAUAAUUUUCUUGGCACCUGCACAUGCUUAGGAAAAAGGUUUCCCAGCAAAUAGUAGACUCCAGAUUUUUCAACUUUUUAUAUCUAAUGUACUACCUUGUAUGUUUAUCACAAGGUCGAAUACCAUAACUUCUUGUAGAGCUGUGAUUAUACAUAAUAGAUACCAACUGGUUAAUUUCUC
Messenger RNA from Phragmites australis (common reed), 2356 nucleotides. Its product is annotated as inorganic phosphate transporter 2-1, chloroplastic-like. The coding region runs from base 247 to 2031 and encodes 594 amino acids. Gene Ontology annotation, molecular function: phosphate transmembrane transporter activity. The record is from RefSeq and is a predicted model, not a curated record. Gene Ontology annotation, biological process: phosphate ion transmembrane transport. Lineage: Eukaryota; Viridiplantae; Streptophyta; Magnoliopsida; Poales; Poaceae. The transcript is spliced from 3 exons. Gene Ontology annotation, cellular component: membrane.